This is a messenger RNA of Ornithorhynchus anatinus (platypus), 2136 nucleotides long. RefSeq names its product cytosolic thiouridylase subunit 1 (gene CTU1). Gene Ontology annotation, molecular function: tRNA binding. Gene Ontology annotation, biological process: tRNA wobble position uridine thiolation. Gene Ontology annotation, cellular component: cytosolic tRNA wobble base thiouridylase complex; mitochondrion. The transcript has 3 exons. The coding region runs from base 71 to 1144 and encodes 357 amino acids. Lineage: Eukaryota; Metazoa; Chordata; Mammalia; Monotremata; Ornithorhynchidae. The record is from RefSeq and is a predicted model, not a curated record.
GGAAGGCCUCUUCCGGGUACGAGUUCCGCGUGGCCUGGGGGAGUGGAGGGCGAGGUCGAAGGCUCCCACGAUGCCUCCCCCACUCUGCAAAGCCUGCGGGGCCUCCCGGGCCUCCUUGCGCCGCCCCAAGACCGGGGAUGCCCUGUGCCGCACCUGCUUCUGCGCGACCUUCGAGGCUGAAGUCCUGGCCACGGUGCAAGGGGCGGGGCUGCUGCCGGCUGGGCAGCGAGUGGCCGUGGGGGCGUCUGGCGGGAAGGACUCCACCGUCCUGGCGCACGUCCUCCAGCGCCUGAACACCCAGCACGGGCUGGGGCUGGACCUGCAGCUCCUUGCAGUGGACGAGGGCAUCGCCGGCUACCGCGACGCCGCGCUGGCCGCCGUGACCCGCCAGAGCGCCCGCUGGGGUCUCCCCCUGACCAUCGUCUCCUACCGCCAGCUGUACGGCUGGACCCUGGACGCCAUCGCCCUCCAGACCGGGCGCCGCUCCAACUGCACGUUCUGCGGAGUCCUGCGGCGGCAGGCCCUGGAGCGGGGGGCCCGGCUGCUGGGGGCUGACCGCAUCGUCACAGGCCACAACGCAGACGACAUGGCCGAGACGGUGCUGAUGAACUUCCUGCGGGGGGACGCCGGGCGGCUGGCCCGCGGCGGGGGCCUGGGCUCAUCCGGCGAGGGGGGAGCCCUCCCCCGCUGCCGUCCCCUGCAAUUCGCCUACGAGAAAGAGAUCGUGCUCUACGCCUAUUUCCAGGGCCUGGACUACUUCUCUACCGAGUGCGUCUACGCGCCGGACGCCUUCCGGGGCCGCGCCCGCGCCCUGCUCAAGGACCUGGAGGCCGCCCGGCCCAGCGCCGUCCUGGACCUGGUCCACUCGGCCGAGCGUCUCAGCCUGCGCCCCGGCACUGGCCCGCCCCCGCCCACCGCCUGCACCCGCUGCGGGAGCCUCGCCAGCCGCCCCCUGUGCCAAGCCUGCCAGCUCCUCGACGGACUCAACCGCGGGCUCCCCCGCCUAGGCAUUGGCGGGGAAGCCCGGCUAGGAGACGGGGUCCGGCCAAGAGAAGGGGAGACCCCAGGGGAGGGGCAGGAAUCGGGGAAGCCUCCUGGGAAGGGUGGAGAAGGUUCUCUGCUCCCAGCCACUUUGGCCUUUUAGAGGAAUGGAGAAUAGACUUGAGUGGGAAGAGAACCACCCCCGGGCCUUCAGUAGCCCCUCUGACUGGUUGACCUUGAACUUAUUCACCAGUCUGGGACCACUUUGGCCUGUGGCGUGAAAUACCUGGGCCUUGGGAGGGGGCAAGACGUCACCUCCUGCACUAGCUGCUGGUAGGAGUCAUGGAGGGAGUAGAAGUUGCCCCUGGAACUUUUCCGGAAAUGCCAUCGGAGCUUCCCUGAUCCAAAAUGGGGAUGCCCCAUCCUUCAUCCCUGCCUCGCUUCAAGGGAUGGAGGCCCCACCACGGGGAGAUGGCCGGCAGCCUUUGGGGGAAUCCACUUCACAUGGGUAAAAAGUAAAGGGACCUCCGUCACCUGAGCCCAAGAGCUCACCACCUAAUGGGAGGGCCCUCAGCAGGUUGGAACGAAGCCGCUUCCAGCAAGCAUCACUGGAGGAGAUUAGGGACCUCCCUGACUGAAGAUGGGGAAGUCGGGAGGUCCACCACGCCGUUCCCUGGGUGGACUCAUUCACUAAAUCCCUCACCACCGGAAGACAAGAGGCCCACGAUACAGUUCCCUGGGGGAAAUUGUUCGCUAAAUUCCGCACCAUGGGGGACGCUCAAGGGUGCUGGACAACUGCCAACAGGAGACACUUCUGCAUCCAAAUGUGAGUCAGCACUGGCAGUGUGUGACCAGGCGGAGAAGGUCCUGAGCUAAAUGCCAUGGACCCAGACAGGUCACAUAGUGAAGCAUUGAUAAUGGCACCAGCAGUCUGGGUGACUCCCAGGACCCUCUAGAUCUCCAUGUUAUUGGGGGGAGAUGGAUGAAGUCUGUCCCCGCUCUGGGACGAGAGCCCCUUUCUCCUGUGUUUGUCGUCCCCGCCCCACAGCCCUGGCAGCGAGUGGAUAUGAGGUGGGGUGGGUUACUGACCUGCCCCAGUCAGGCAUUUCUGUCAUGAUCUUCCCACACAAAUACACGGCCGUCUGAACGGGUGAA